Messenger RNA from Dacryopinax primogenitus, 1028 nucleotides. RefSeq lists its product as uncharacterized. Gene Ontology annotation, biological process: post-translational protein targeting to endoplasmic reticulum membrane. Lineage: Eukaryota; Fungi; Basidiomycota; Dacrymycetes; Dacrymycetales; Dacrymycetaceae. Gene Ontology annotation, molecular function: protein binding. The transcript is spliced from 3 exons. The record is from RefSeq and is a predicted model, not a curated record. Bases 1 to 870 code for a protein of 289 amino acids.
AUGUCAAGAUCACAAGACGAAAAAUCAUUCAUAUCGCAACACCUAGCAGCCCUAUCUCAUCUCAGGACAGCUUAUCCACCAGACUAUGUUCCCCCUCUUGAGGACUUACCACGUCGUCCACCUAUCAUCCCUAUCGACGCACUCCCUCCACCGGAGAAACAUUCCUCCAACUCAGAAUCCGAAACGAUCACCAUAACGAUCAAAUCCUUCAAACCCGCGCUCUCCUUCUCCGUCUCCCUCUCCCCACUCGACCCUAUCUCACAGCUCAAGCACCAGCUCGCCCUCCACCCCCGUGCCCCCCCUACCGACGCCCAGCGGCUCCUGCUCAAGGGGAAAGCACUCGUCGACGCCCGCCUCGUGAAAGAGUACGAUAUCACAGAGGGGAGCACGGUGAUGCUCAUGGUCAAGCCUGGGUACGAAUGGACCCAGGCAAAACCCGACGACAAUCCGAUGGAGAUCGACACCCCUCCUCCCCCUCCGGGUAGAAGCUCAACUCUCUCACCGGGCAACCAGCCUAUCCCAACCCUAACACUCUCGACCGAGAUCCCUUCCCGCCCUCCUACGCCCUCAGGCCCCACCCCUCCCCCUCAGCUACACACCGUCCCGAUCAACACGGACAUCCUUACUGCCUCCAUCCCCAGCACCUCGCCCGACGCGGGCACGCCCGCCAAGUAUCAUCAGACGAUCUCCUCCAAGAGUUUCUGGACGAGGCUGUAUGGGUUUUUGAGGCUCCAGUUUGAGGAAGAGGAGGAUGCGGCGGCUGCAUUGGACCAGUUCUUGUUGGCUAGUAAGGGGAGCUUGACUGCGGGGGAGAUCGCGAGGGUGAGGGAGGCGGUCGGCGUUGUAGGUAUGGGAGGGAAGGGCCUGUAGAGCAGGGUUACUGGGUGCAUGAGGGCGUGUGGUGUAGUGUUGCACUACACGGGAGAUGGGGGUUGGUAAGAUUGAGAUUGAGCUGGGAUGAGAAUUGCAGAUGUUAUUUUUUCCGCUCCGGUCCGUCGAGCUACUGUUCUGUUCUACUCUGCAAUUAC